Molecule: messenger RNA, 833 nt
Organism: Suricata suricatta (meerkat)
Lineage: Eukaryota; Metazoa; Chordata; Mammalia; Carnivora; Herpestidae
Gene: PTGDS
Product: prostaglandin D2 synthase
Exons: 7
Coding region: 106-681 (191 amino acids)
Molecular function (GO): small molecule binding
Source: RefSeq, a predicted model, not a curated record
CAUAAAUAGGGGUCUCUCCAGUGGCCUCCGCUCUUCCUGCCGGCUCCCUCCCUCUGCCCGCACUGCUGGCACCACAGGCCCAGGUGGCUGCUCAGCUCCAGGACAAUGGCCGCUCUGCACACGCUGUGGAUGGGGCUGGUCCUGCUGGGAGUCCUGGGGGUCCUGCAGACGCGGGUCCAGGCCCAGGCCUCUCUGCAGCCCAACUUCCAACAGGACAAGUUCCUGGGGCGCUGGUUCACCUCGGGCCUCGCCUCCAACUCGAGCUGGUUCCGGGAGAAGAAGAGCGCGCUGUCCAUGUGCACAUCAGUGGUGGCCCCCGCCACGGACGGAGGCCUCAACCUCACCACCACCUUCCUCAGGAGAGACCAGUGUGAGACACGGACCCUGCUGCUGCGGCCGGCGGAAACCCCAGGCUGCUACAGCUACACGAGUCCCCACUGGGGCAGCACCCACGACGUGAGGGUGGUGGAGACCAACUAUGAGGAGUACGCACUUCUCUACACGGCGGGCACCAGAGGCCUUGGCCAGGACUUCCACAUGGCCACCCUCUACAGCCGCACCCAGACCCCAAGGGCCGAGGUAAAGGAGAAAUUCACCACCUUUGCCAAGACCAGGGGCUUCACAGAGGAUGCCAUUGUCUUCCUGCCGAAGACCGAUAAGUGCGUGGAGGAGCACAGCUAGGGGACCCCAGCGCCCAGGACCCGGCCAUCCUGCCCUGCUCUGCUCUUCCUCCGGGAUCCCCACGACCCCAGCCCGGCCUCCUCCCUGCCCCCACCCCUGCCCCCUCGGGCUCUAUCCUGGCUCUGAGAAUAAACUGAGAAGCAAGUCUGCAA